AUGACUGAAAACAGACAACGCAACGUACUGGUUACUGGAGCCAAUGGUUAUAUCGGCUCAGCAGUUUGUCGAGCCUUUGUCAGAGCAGGUUGGAAUACCUAUGGUCUCAUCAGAAACCCACAAGCUCGAGAGGAACUUGCACUUUCUGAAAUUAUUCCGGUAGUGGGAUCUUUUACUGAUCUCAGUUUCCUGGAAACACUUUUCGAAGAGGUCAACACUUUCGAUGCCAUCGUCAGCUGCACGGAAAAGAUCCCAGGCUAUGCUGUACACUUUGAAGAGGUCAUGGAUUGUGUGAAGAGAUUGGCUCAGAAGAGCAACGAAAACGGAGUUCGACCUCUAGUUCUCUGGUCGUCUGGAUGCAAAGACUAUGGAAUGACUGGUCUUCACGGCACACCUGGUCUGGCACCUCAUACUGAAGAGUCUCCGUUGAAUGCACCAGAGAUACUGAAAGAACGUACGACGAACUCUGCCAGGGUCUUCGACUUCACGGAGCUCUUCGACGCGGUGGUCAUCAGACCAACAUGUGUCUUUGGAUAUUCAAACAGCUACUACGGUGCUAUAUUCGACUAUGCUGCUAAUCAGCGAGAAAAAGGAUCUGAUGUUCUUCGGAUUCCUGGAGAUCCUAACAGCAUCAUGCACGCAACCCAUGUUGAUGAUUGCGGCGAGGCUUAUAUUUCUCUUGCGAGACUUGAUGAUCGACAAGCCGUCGGUGGCCAGUUCUUCAAUGUAUCUGGCUAUCGCUAUGAGACACUCAAAGAGGUUGCAGGAGCUGUGGCCAAAGAGUACGGGUUUGACAGAGGGGUCCAAUUCGUCCCAGCUUCUGAGGCAGAGGCAUCGUUUCCGCCAGGACUACAUUUCGUCUUCAGCUUCAGUCAAUGGGUAGGAAGUGAAAAGCUGCGGUCUUUGACAGGAUGGAUAGGCAAACGAGCGUUGUUCUCGCAGGGGAUACACGCUCAUAGGCUGGCCUACGAAGCCUAUAAGGGCAGGGGCCAUGGUAACGUCGCUGAAGUGCAGAAGAGGAUUGGAGGGAACUUUAAUGCAGAGAAUUAA
This is a messenger RNA of Fusarium musae, 1050 nucleotides long. RefSeq lists its product as uncharacterized. Bases 1 to 1050 code for a protein of 349 amino acids. The transcript has a single exon. The record is from RefSeq and is a predicted model, not a curated record. NCBI's taxonomy places the organism in Eukaryota, Fungi, Ascomycota, Sordariomycetes, Hypocreales, Nectriaceae.